AUGAGGCUGAGAGCUCGAGGACUAAGUGUGGCCUGGGUGGCGGUCCCUGACCCCACCACAGUACAGGCCGAACUGAGGAGUGAGAAGCGCGAGCUGAAGACCCAAGUCAACACUGAGGAGAUUCAGUUACUGAAUGCCAAGAACGUAGAGGAAAGAUUGAGGAAGGAACGCGAAAAUCUCAGAAAGGAAAGAGAUGACUACAAGGACUGGUAUGGACAGAUCUAUGAACAGUUCGAGGCCGUAGAGCUAGAACGUGACAUGCUGAGGGCAGAGGAGGAAUCAGCGGAAGCAGAAGCCAACGCAUACAAGAAUGUUGCAGAAUCGAAGGCGGCUAGUUUCGGAUCAUCGUCGAAGCCCAAGAUCUCCAGAAAAGAGGCAGAGAAUUUUCCGAAGAUCAAUGACUUGGACAUAUGGAAAGUCAAUGUAUCCCAAGCAGUAGUCGUUGCCUCAGGUGAUGAUGACGUCGACGCUUGGACGAGAUGGUUGGCACCUGCCAUGGUCGCUGAUCCGGACCUUGAUGCACUCUCCGAUUCUGGAGACAUUCGAUUUCAAUCCAUCGAUGCGAAGCUAGGCAUCGCAUUGACUGCCAUUGUACAGAACGGUGGUGAAGCAGCAAGAGAGGUCGCCAUGAAAGUGAGGCAAAGGACUCAAGCACGAUCGAAAACAUCGUCUUUUGUCAAAGGUAGAGAAGUGCUGGCUAUGAUUGUGACCAACUUUAGAACCACUUCCUAUACUGAGAUGAUGUUUAAUGUUCAGAACCUCUAUAGCCUGAAGUAUCCUGGUGACAAACAGAUCGGGAGGUUUCUUGCAGCAUGGGAGGAGAUUCUUGCAAACAUGCGCCCAAGUGAUAUUCCAUCAGAAGUGACGCUGAGGGACUGCAUUCACAAGAAGAUUCGAGAUUCCCAACUCAUGAGAUUCGAUCUGUCGAAGUAUGAGGGCCUUAGGGAAGGACAAGGUGGACAAGAUGAGAUUCGAGAAGUAUCCACUUCUACACAGCCAACGGUGUCGCGAUUUCCACAAGAGACCGCACGGUUCGAGUUCCCAGAGCUUGGAAUGGCAUGCGCUCCGUAUGUCCUGAGCGAGACUCCGUCUGUGAUUUCGGUCGGAAAGAAGUGCAUGAAGGAGGGGUAUUCAAAGUUGCCGUUUAUGAUCAAUGAGUCUGAGCAGAAGAUUGAUCUGAUGGUGAAAGACGACAUACCAUACAUCGAGAUGAACUCUGAUGAAUGUACGCCCACCACUGAUGAAAGGAUCAGGAUGAUCAGCAGAUUGCUCCAAAUGGAUGAGAAGCAAUGGAAUUAG
Messenger RNA from Durusdinium trenchii, 1299 nucleotides. NCBI's taxonomy places the organism in Eukaryota, Dinophyceae, Suessiales, Symbiodiniaceae. The record is from the annotation of a GenBank genome assembly.